Messenger RNA from Talaromyces rugulosus, 2040 nucleotides. RefSeq lists its product as uncharacterized. Gene Ontology annotation, molecular function: pyridoxal phosphate binding; serine C-palmitoyltransferase activity. The transcript has a single exon. NCBI's taxonomy places the organism in Eukaryota, Fungi, Ascomycota, Eurotiomycetes, Eurotiales, Trichocomaceae. The record is from RefSeq and is a predicted model, not a curated record. Gene Ontology annotation, biological process: sphingosine biosynthetic process; ceramide biosynthetic process. Gene Ontology annotation, cellular component: serine palmitoyltransferase complex. The coding region runs from base 1 to 2040 and encodes 679 amino acids.
AUGCCUUUUCGACCCUCGAGCCCUUUCUCCAGCAACUCGUCCCCUUCUAACAUCUCGUCAUCCGCGGAGAAGGGUGGCAUUCCGAUCAAAAACUCGACAUCCAAGUCCAGUCGUAUAACUCAAUUCUUCUCGACGUCUCCCAAGUCCAAGGCUGAGUCGUCGGCUGCGCACUCCGCCCUUGUCGUGGCCAGCCGAUCGACCCCUCCUCCAAACCCGGCAGUCCCGAUCAGUUCGGCCUCGUUAUCACUGCCGACAAUAUCGCUCUCGACGGCGACUGCCGAUAGCCCCAAUAUGGACGAGCCACCGACCACCCUUUUCAAGCCUCCGUCGGCCGAGGAGACGAGGCGACUAGCCAGGCAACAUGCUCAGUUUGCUCCCCUCGCUCAUCCGAGCCACAGACACACGAGCCGGCACCCAGGAGGGCACUUCCCCGAACCUAUAAUGGACGAACCCCCGUAUUAUUACCUCUUGACAACCUAUGUUAGUUAUUUAAUAUUGAUUGCUUUCGGUCACGUCCGAGACUUUUUCGGGAAGCGCUUCAAGGAGGCGGAUUAUCGGCACUUGAAACCACGCAAUGGAUACGGGGCGUUGAAUAGCGACUUUGACAAUUUCUAUGUCCGUCGACUCAAGCUGCGCAUCAAUGACUGCUUUGAGCGUCCAGUAACUGGUGUUCCGGGCCGUUAUAUUACUCUCAUUGACCGCUCCACGGAUGACUAUAACCGGCACUUUUAUUUCACGGGCACCACCACAGAUACGCUCAACAUGAGUUCGUACAACUACCUCGGGUUCGCGCAGUCAGAAGGUCCCUGCGCCGAUGCCGUGGAAGAGAACCUACGCAAAUACAGUAUCAGCACUACCAGCACCCGCGUCGAAUCAGGCACAACUGAUCUCCAUGUCGAAGCCGAAGACCUAGUGGCCAAGUUUGUGGGCAAGGAGGCAUCCAUGAUCUUUUCCAUGGGAUUCGGCACAAAUGCAACUAUAUUCCCGGCUUUGGUCGGCAAAGGGUCUCUGAUCAUUUCAGACGAGCUGAACCACGCAUCAAUUCGCUUCGGCGCACGACUCUCAGGGGCAUCAAUUGGUAUGUUCAGACACAACGAUAUGAAGUCGCUGGAGCGCAAACUCCGCGAAGCGAUUUCACAAGGCCAACCACGCACACACCGUCCCUGGAAGAAGAUCUUGAUCGUCGUGGAGGGACUCUACUCUAUGGAAGGGUCAAUGUGCAAUUUACCAGGCUUGAUUGCGCUCAAGCGAAAGUACAAAUUCAACCUGUUUAUCGACGAAGCCCACUCCAUCGGUGCAGUUGGACCUAGCGGACGAGGCGUGUGUGAUUAUUUCGGCGUGGACACGUCCGAGGUGGACAUUUUGAUGGGCACGAUGACCAAGUCAUUUGGCGCCAAUGGAGGAUAUGUUGCAGCUGACAAGGUAAUGAUUGACGCUCUCCGAGCAUCAAAUGCUGGAGUAGUAUUUGGAGAGGCGCCAGCUCCCCCGAUUCUCACGCAAAUCAUCACUUCUCUCCGUCUCAUCAACGGCGACAUCCUGCCAGGCCAGGGCGAGGAGCGGCUACAGCGCCUAGCCUUCAACUCUCGAUAUCUCCGUCUUGGUCUGAAACGCCUCGGCUUUAUCGUGUACGGACAUGACGACUCGCCCAUCGUCCCCGUCCUCCUGUUCAGCCCAGCCAAAAUGCCUGCCUUUUCGCACGAGAUGCUCAAACGCAAAAUCUCCGUCGUCAUCGUCGGCUACCCAGCCACACCACUCGUCUCAUCGCGCGCCCGCUUCUGCGUCUCGGCAGCGCACAACAAGGAAGAUCUGGACCGGUUACUGACCGCCUGCGACGAAAUCGGCAACGUGCUUCAGCUCAAGUUCUCGACGGGCAUCGCUGGUGGCGCCCUACCACCUCCAGAGGGCAUGACCCCCGACAUGGAACAGGAAUGGCAUCGUCAGCAACAGCGCGCUGGCAACGGCAAACUCAUCCCGCCGCGCUGGCGCAUUGGAGAUGUCAUUCGCCGGGGCGCCCAAGACACAAAGCGGCCGCUGAUAUAA